This is a messenger RNA of Stegastes partitus (bicolor damselfish), 3785 nucleotides long. RefSeq names its product interferon-induced very large GTPase 1-like. The record is from RefSeq and is a predicted model, not a curated record. NCBI's taxonomy places the organism in Eukaryota, Metazoa, Chordata, Actinopteri, Pomacentridae. The transcript is spliced from 7 exons. The coding region runs from base 114 to 3062 and encodes 982 amino acids. Gene Ontology annotation, molecular function: protein binding.
AAGUUUGCACGUGUUCUGUAACAGAUGUGGAUGAAAGGAAGUGGGUUUUCCUGACAUGGAAAAAGUCUUCUUACAAAGUCAGGACCAGUUUGAAUAACCUGGAACAUAGUGGGAUGGCUGAGGGUGAAUCCACGAUGGAUACGUCAGAAGAGGAGGAGGAGUUCCAUGAUGCCAUGGAGGAUUUCCUGGAGCAUUACGGUGAGGAAGGAGGACCUCCUGCAACUGACUAUGUUCCUCCACCAGAAGUAACAGUCCUCCAUGUUGGCAGUGACGUUAUCUCUCUUGGUGUGGCACCCAGUGGCUCAUCUGUUAAGUAUAAACUCCACAUAGAGUACACCUGUGGCACACGUGGAGGCAGCGUGAUCAUGGAAGAGUGCAGCACUGUGGAUGUGGAUGGGCUGAAUCCUGGGACUGAGGUCACUGUCAGCAUCACAAGGGCCGCUGAAAACGGACUUCAAAGCAAAGCAGCCUGUGUGUCAGUUUUUACAGAGCCCGUCCCUCCUGUGUCAAUAACAGUCUACAACAGCAGCAGUGGGUCGGUGUCUCUGCAGUGGGACACUCCUGCUGGUGAGGUGGAGAGUUUCAUCGUGGCGUGCUGCAGUGAUGGAGAAACUGUGCAGGAGCUGGCGACAGAAACAAACAGUGCAACCGUCAGCAGCCUGAGGCCAGGGCUGUGUUACUCCAUACAGGUUUCUGCACGACUGAAAAAUGGAAGAAUCAGCGAGCCAGCUGUAACGUCUGCCAGAACAAAGACACAUCUGCAGAGCUUAUUGGAAGAUCUGGGACUGGAGCAGCGCUACAAAGACAAGCUGUCACUCAACAACAUACUUGAGAUUGAUGAGAAGACCAUUACUGAUCAACCUGCCAAGAGGAAAUCAGACCUUCCAUGGUAUUUUCUCAAACAGCUUAUGAUGGUUAAUGUGACAGCUAGGAAUGUGAAAUGUACAUCUGUAUGUGAAUCAAACUGUGAUGCUGCAUCAGGGAGUAAGGAAUUAGAUCUGAAAAAACUGGUCAGCAGCCCAAACACAGCUGACAUGGUAAACCCUCUCGACAUAAUCACUGCUCUCUUUCUGUGUUCUGAUGGUUUUGUGCAGCAGGAAAUGGCACUAAAAAUGUCUAUGUGUCAACAGUACUUCAAGCAAACAGAGGGUCAUGUCUAUCUAGUUGAAGGAUACAAAGAGGAGUUCUCAAACAGUGCAAAGAGCCUUCGACGAGAAAUGGAAAGCUCUGUUGUUAAUCAGCUCACAGCAGCAGCAGACAUCAGACGGGGAAUGAGAGAACUUGACAGAAUCAAGGAGAACCACACAAAACAAUUAGAAGAUCGAGUGCAUGGACUGAUUGAAGAAUGUCGUAAGAGACCCACGCAGAUGACAGAUGAAGAACUGGAUGAAGAAUUUGACAAAAUCUGGAAUGAAACAAAGAGGGAAUUGUCCUACCCAAAGCGAAAAAUCAAAGACGUCUACAGCAGUGUGUUCAACCACCUGAGAACAAAUCUGUCACACAGGGGAAGUCAUGCAAGUCAAUUGCUGAGUCAAAGAAAACUGCAAGAUUGUGGAGUAGAGCCUUACAGCUAUGCCACUGAAGGACUGUUUAAUCAUUUUAUAAACAAAGUGAACAAAUUUUUCAAUGUUAAAGAUCACACAAUGGCUGUUCAAAAAAUAGUUGACAGCAUCAUUGAUGCUUGCACACAGUUAAUAGCAGAAAAACUGCAAAGAAAAACGGAUUACCAUGAUACUUACGUCCAGGAGAUCCUACACAUCAUUGAUGAACGAUUCCAAAACAAUCCUGAUGUGAAGACAGACACUAAGUUGGAGGUUUCUCUCAAACAGCACAUCUGUGGAUUUGCCGCCAGACACUUUCAGAAAAUGCAUGAAGAUUUCCUAAAUGUGAAUGAUCCCUACAGAUGUCUGCGUCGAAACAAGGACAAAUUUCGUGCUGAUUUCAAAGAUGUGUUCCAAAAAAGAGACCAGUGCCAGAAGAAGGCUGAGGAGUUCACCUACCGGUGUCUGAAACCAGCAGUCAAAGACUUUGUCAACCGUUCCGUGGGUCCUGAUGUCAUUGCUGACAUGCUGACUAACCAACAGUUCAGCACCCGGAUGUUUUUCCAGUUUACAGUUUUGCUGAAUUUGCUCUCAAAGGAUGACUUUGGCCGCUAUUUGCACUAUAUUCUCUCAUAUGAGCAGUAUGUGAAAAGACAGAUACUCCGUCAAAUCCUGGAACACUUUACAAACGGGUCUACAACACUCAGAUAUAAGGACCAACAUCUCAAGUCAAGCAUCAGCAGCAUAAAUGAUGCUAUCAACAAGGCAAAAAUGGGAACAAGUGUCAACUUGAAGAUGUUUGUUCAAAAUAUCUGCAAGGAACUUGGUGAUAAACUGGUAAUUUCCCAGGAUUCUCUUGGUGCUUUCAUGAUCCUGAACAAUGCCAACCAAGAACAGUUUGCUCAUUCACUCACUAAGUGUGUGAAUGAGAUGGGACAAACUCUUAGAAAAGAGUUUCAAGAAAGCAACAUCGUAACGACAGUAGGAGAGCUUUUUGCGAUGUCGGAGAAUGUGCUUUUCACCCAGUUGAUUGGAUGUGGCCAACAGUGUCCAUUCUGCGAAGCACCUUGUGAUGCAGGAGGAAAAGCCCACACUGAGCACUGGGCUUCGCUGCAUCGGCCAACAGGUCUGGGUCAAUACAGAUUAAUUUCAUCACAAAAACUUGACACUGACAUUUGCUCCUCUCUUGUAAACACGGACAGCAGUUUUCGCUGUCAUGCUACAAACAAUGAAUGGCAUCCUUACAAGCGUUACAAAGAGAUCUUCCCACACUGGAAAAUCGCUCCAGAUGUGAGCCUCGAGGCAUCAGACUACUGGAAAUAUGUAAUGGCAAAGUACAACAAUGAGUUUGCCAAAGAAUACAACGCAAAGCCUGCAAAAAUCCCUGCAACAUGGAAACGAAUCACACGCAAGCAGGCAGAAGCCAGCCUCAAAGAGUCGUUUGGCAUCAAGGGAGACACUGCACACUUAGUGGUUAAAGAGGCACACGUCUUCUUAAUGCAAUCACCGAUCUCUGAAUGAUGUUUUGAGCUUUGCUUUAUAUCACAUAGGCUAAAACCAUAAAUAGGAUCAUGCUGUAUAUAAGAUGACAGGGUUGAAGAUGUCAGUACAUCGAGAUAUUUAUUCUCUACAUUUAUUCUCAUGGUUUGUUUUUUCAACGUUGAGUCAAAGUCCAUGUUGGGAGCACUAGUCGGAACAUACAAACUGCGUAUCUAUUUCUGCAUUUAUGUGGUUUCCGAGAGGUGGCUACAGUUCUUCAAAAGACAGUUAAUCACAGUGACAAAAUGACAGCAGCCACUCUGAAAUGUGAUUGUUUUUUUAAAAUGUUCUUUCUUUGUAAGGAUGUGACAGAAAAUAUUUACAGUUUCAAUAGGUUACGAUAUCAUUCAGUCGAUUUAUGGCAACAUUUGUUUAUGUGAUCUUUCUCAUUUUCAAUUUAAAAUGGUUGUUUUUUCUGAUGCUAUAUACUUGAAAAAAGUCAUUCAGCGCUCAUCUGCUCUUAAUGUGGAAUAACCAACAUGUUUACAUGACAGAAGAUGAGAUGCAAUCAAAUCAUAACGUGGUGUCAUGUGAUUUUUUUAUAAACAGAAAUCUCUUUUAUUGUUUAUCAGUGUGUUCUUUUAAGUAUAUGAUGUCAAAUCUUUUCUUUUUUUUUUUUCUUUUAAAGAAAAUAAAGGACCAUUUAUCUUUGUCAACAUAUUACAUACUUACGUUCACCAACUGAAUAAAGACGCAAAAUCUGCA